This is a messenger RNA of Lycium ferocissimum, 1152 nucleotides long. RefSeq names its product LEAF RUST 10 DISEASE-RESISTANCE LOCUS RECEPTOR-LIKE PROTEIN KINASE-like 1.1. NCBI's taxonomy places the organism in Eukaryota, Viridiplantae, Streptophyta, Magnoliopsida, Solanales, Solanaceae. The record is from RefSeq and is a predicted model, not a curated record. Gene Ontology annotation, molecular function: protein kinase activity; ATP binding. The annotation marks the transcript as partial. The transcript has a single exon. Gene Ontology annotation, biological process: protein phosphorylation.
CAAAAACUUAAGGAUGGACGAGAGGUUGCUGUAAAGCAUCUCUACGAGCACAACUGCAAACGAAUGCAGCAGUUUGUUAAUGAAAUUGAGAUCCUUACAAGGCUAAGGCACAUCAAUCUUGUCACCCUCUAUGGCUGCACUUCACGGAGAAGCCGUGAACUACUCCUUGUCUAUGGAUACAUUCCUAAUGGAACUCUUGCUGAUCACCUCCAUGGUGACAAAGCGAAGGACAGAUCACUCGCGUGGCCAGUCCGCAUGAACAUUGCCAUAGAAACUGCUGGUGCAUUGACUUACUUGCAUGUUUCUGAUGUAAUACAUUGCGAUGUGAAGACUAAUAACAUACUCCUUGAUCACAACUUUAGUGUUAAAGUUGCAGAUUUUGGGAUUUCAAGGCUCUUCCCAAAUGAUGUCUCUCAUAUUUCAACCGCACCCCGGGGGACCCCUGGCUAUAUUGAUCCAAAGUAUCAUGAAUGUUACCGGCUGACUAGUAAAAGUGAUGUUUAUAGCUUCGGGGUGGUCCUUGUUGAGCACAUUUCGUCAAUGCCAGCUGUGGAUAUGAAGAGGCAUAGCCAAGAGAUCAAUUUGGCUAACUUUGCAAUAAACAAGAUCGUAAAAUGUGCAUUUCACGAGUUGCUUGAUCCAUCCCUGGGGUUCGAUUCAGAUACCAAGAUUUGGGAAAUGACUACUUCAGUGGCAGAUCUUGCUUUUUUGUGCUUGCAGACAGAUAGGGACAUGAGGCCUACUAUGGUUGAAGUUUUGGAUACUCUAAAGGAGAUUCAGACUAGUGAAUUUGACAAUGAGAAGAGAGCUGAAUCUAAUCUCAAUGGCAAUGAAGCUAAAAUAGUAGCAGCUCCUCCUUUCCCUGUAUCAGAAGAUAUAUUAUUGUUGAAGCAAGUUAAAUCACUACCUUCUCCUAAUUCUGUGGCUGAUAAAUGGAUUACUUGCUCUGAUAUAACUAGUACAAAGUAGUAAAAAGUUCUAUACCCCCUCUCUUUGUUAAUCUGAUGUUAAUUUUGUGAGGCUGCAAAUGUACGGCUUUGAGUAGUUUCCUUGAGCUAUGUAUCUAUGAGUGGAAGUGAUCCGACUUUUAAUUUCAUUAUAUAAGAGUUUAAGUUCUAUACAAUGGCAGUUUUAGAACUUUCUAAUUGAGAA